Messenger RNA from Impatiens glandulifera, 1131 nucleotides. RefSeq names its product lignin-forming anionic peroxidase-like. Lineage: Eukaryota; Viridiplantae; Streptophyta; Magnoliopsida; Ericales; Balsaminaceae. The record is from RefSeq and is a predicted model, not a curated record. The transcript is spliced from 4 exons. Gene Ontology annotation, molecular function: heme binding; peroxidase activity. Gene Ontology annotation, biological process: hydrogen peroxide catabolic process; response to oxidative stress. The annotation marks the transcript as partial.
AUAAGAAUGGCAUCCAUAGUUUUUCUCUUCACCUUCUUCUUCCUUUUCUUGACCUCAUCUAGCAAUGCACAACUAUCAUCUACUUUCUAUAGCACUUCAUGCCCAGUUGCUCUUUCUACUAUUAAAUCUGCCAUUGUACAAGCAGUUGCAGCUGAUCGUCGCAUGGCGGCGUCACUCAUUCGCCUCCAUUUCCAUGAUUGCUUCGUUCAGGGAUGUGAUGCAUCUGUCUUACUUGAUGAACAAGCUUCCGCUACUAGUGAACAAAAUGCACUACAAAAUAGAGGCUCUCUUAGAGGAUUCAAUGUAAUUGAAUCCGCAAAAGCCAACCUAGAAACGCAAUGUCCUGGAGUUGUUUCAUGCGCUGAUAUUCUUGCAGUUGCUGCACGAGAUGCGUCCGUUGAGGUUAGCGGUCCAUCAUGGACAGUGAAGUUAGGGAGAAGAGAUUCAACCACAGCAAAUAAAGAUGAAGCUGAAAGUGACUUACCUUUGUUUACUAGUACCCUUCAAGAACAUAUCUCCAAUUUUGGUAGGAAGGGUUUGAAUACAAGAGAUUUGGUUGCAUUAUCAGGUUCACAUACAAUAGGUCAAGCACAAUGUUUUACCUUCCGUGAUAGAAUAUACAAUACUGGAAGUGACAUUGAUGCUGGGUUUGCUACUACACGACAAAGUACUUGCCCGGCCACAUCUGGAACCGGUGAUGGUAAUUUGGCACCGCUUGAUCAUGUGACGCCCAACGUGUUUGAUAAUGUUUACUUUAGAAAUUUAAUUGAAAAGAAGGGUCUUCUUCAGUCUGAUCAAGUACUUUUUAGUGGAGGCUCAACUGACAGUAUUGUACAAGAAUACAAUACUAAUGGAGCAACUUUUCGAGCUGACUUUGCAAAUGCCAUGGUCAAAAUGGGAGAUAUUGAUCCUCUAACUGGUCAAAAUGGUAUUAUAAGAAGGGUAUGCAGUUCACUCAAUUAGAAUUAUUUGAAGCCCAUAACUAAGUCAAUUUAUGGUUGUUGAGCGUUUGGCAAAUCUUUUGGAUGUUGAAUUUUUAUUUAUCUUUUAUUUACUUGGAAACGAGUAUUGUUGGUUUUAAGUCAUUCAAUGUUGUAUAAUAUUGCAUGUACAGUGCAAUAAACAAAUAAU